This is a messenger RNA of Trifolium pratense (red clover), 777 nucleotides long. Its product is annotated as 1-aminocyclopropane-1-carboxylate oxidase homolog 1-like. The transcript is spliced from 2 exons. The coding region runs from base 76 to 594 and encodes 172 amino acids. NCBI's taxonomy places the organism in Eukaryota, Viridiplantae, Streptophyta, Magnoliopsida, Fabales, Fabaceae. The record is from RefSeq and is a predicted model, not a curated record.
UUAAUUGCUUGAUGACUUCAUCUUCUUUGUAGGGAUAUACUUCUAGAUUAUGGAGAACAUGUAGUGAAACUUGGAAUGACACUCUUUGAAUUACUAUCAGAAGCUCUUGGAUUGAAUCCAAACCAUUUAAAAGACAUGGAUUGUUCUAAGGCGAUUAUGUUACUUAGCAACUACUAUCCUGCUUGUCCUGAACCAGAAUUAACUAUGGGACUCACCAAACACUCGGAUAGUAGUUUUAUCACAUUGCUUUUACAAGAUCAUAUUGGCGGUCUUCAAAUCCUUCAUCAGGACAAUUGGAUUGAUGUACGACCAAUACCCGGGGCUAUUGUUGUUAAUAUUGGUGAUGUUAUGCAGCUUGUAACAAAUGACAGGUUCAAGAGUGUUGAACAUAGAGUAUUGUCCAAUACCACUGGUCCCAGAAUAUCUGUUGCAUGCUUUUUCAGGGGACAAGAAAAGUUGUAUGGACCUAUAAAAGAAUUAUUAUCAGAAGACAAUCCUCCCAGAUACAGAGAAACCACUUUUUCUGAUUAUUUAGCUCACUUCUAUGCAAAAGGGCUUGAUGGCAUAUCUGCUCUUGAAUAUUUCAAGCUUUGACUUGGAUAAUGUCGAUUGAGCAAAAUAAUAAUAGUUCAAUAUGAUUGUAGAUGUUAUUCUUGGACUUGAAGUUUGUGAUUUAUGUUUCUCCAAGUACAUUGCUGUCAUAUGUAAAAUAAAACUGUAUGAAAACCAUAUCUGUAAAAUAAUACACCGAAGAAAUUUCUAUGUACAUAUAACUUA